CCGCUCUUUUAUCAACGCUCGUGAUCUGUGGGACUCUGCUAUCCACACAACAACUUCAACAUCUGUGACUGUGUGUCGAAGAGUCUUUGAUGAACAUGUUGAUCUCUCCAUUUUUCUUGGCCAUUUGUUGUUCCAUGUCGUAGAUGGCCGUCGUGGCUUUGAUGGCGUCAGCCUUCAGUUGCUCGAGAUAGCAGAGUUGCUCGUCCACAGGCUUAGCAGAGAGAGCUUGAAGUCGGUCGCGAUGGUCGUAUUUGACCACGCCAGGUAGCUGCUCCUCAGCUGCUUGCAGCUCUUUCCAAGCUCUGCACAGGCUGGCAAGUGCCUUGACGGUGGAAGGGACGGGCAUCUUUGCAGAAUUCAUCAUGCACAAUCCUGA
Molecule: messenger RNA, 376 nt
Organism: Vitrella brassicaformis
Lineage: Eukaryota; Vitrellaceae
Source: the annotation of a GenBank genome assembly